Eimeria maxima is the source of this 1293-nucleotide messenger RNA. RefSeq names its product cobW/P47K family domain-containing protein, putative. NCBI's taxonomy places the organism in Eukaryota, Apicomplexa, Conoidasida, Eucoccidiorida, Eimeriidae. The transcript has 2 exons. The coding region runs from base 1 to 1293 and encodes 430 amino acids. Gene Ontology annotation, cellular component: cytoplasm. The record is from RefSeq and is a predicted model, not a curated record.
AUGGGUAUAGAGGCACCAACACUCCUAGAUCCUGUGCAGCAGCAGCAGCAGAAGCAGCAGCGGCGGGAAAGGCAGCAGCAGCAAAAACAGCAACAGCAGCAGCAACAACAACAACAACAGCAGCAGCAGCAGGAAGAACAGCAGCAGCAGCAGCAGCAGCAAGGGGAGGGCUCGUCUAUUUUAUUAUCCUCCCUUGAGUCCUCUCCUUUCUUUAGUAAUAUAAUUGAAUUACCUGGUGGUUGUUUAUGUUGUACAGUACGUAGCGAGUUAAUGUUAGCCUUGCAGCAGCUGCUGCAGCAGCUGCAGCAGCAGCAGCAGCAGCAGCAAAUAGAUGGUAUAUUUAUAGAGACAAAUGGUGCAGCAGACCCCCAACCUAUAUGUGAAUCUCUAUGGGCAGAUGACGAAUUAGAGGGAAAUAUUUUAUUAGAUGGUGUUGUAUGUCUUAUAGAUGCAACAAGACCUCAUGCUGCUCUUGCUGCACCUCCUGCUGCUGCUGCUGCUGAUGAUGGUGAUACAGCAGCAACAGCAGCAGCAAGAGGAGGAGAAGGAGGUGCGAAGGAGGGAUAUUCGUUAGAAACGCAUGCAGGUUUGGGGCUUGUUGCACUGAAGCAAAUUGCAUGCGCGGAUUGUUUGCUGCUAACUAAGACAGAUCUAUGUAGGGAGCAGCAGCAGCAGCAGCAGCUGCAGCAGCUGCAGCAGCGGCUAGCUUGUCUUAAUCCUGGUGCUACUAUACAUCUAUGUACGGAUGGUGAUGUACCUCUUGCUGCAGUAGUAGGUCUUAAGGCCUAUGGCAGCAGCAACAGCAGCAGCAGCAACGGCAGCAGCAGCAGCAGCAGGGGCUGCGGCAGCAGCUGGCUGCGGCGCGCUUUAUCACCAGAGGCUGAAGCAGCAACAGCAGCUGCUGAAGCCCUCUAUCAACAGCAGCAGCUGCAGCAGCAGCAGCAGCAUCAGCAGCAGCAGCACGAAUGUGCAGCAAAAGGCUCCUGCUGCAGCAAAAGCUUAGGGGGUCUUAAUAGCUUAAUGGUAUUUAUUUCCUUAGGGGGUAAAAACAAAGAAAGUCGUAAAUUAUUCUCCCUGCAGCAACUAGAGAGAACAAUAGGAGAGCUGCUGUGGGGUGACACAGAAGCAGCAGCAACAGCAGCAGCAGAUGCAGCAGCAACAGCAGCAGCAGAUGCAGCAAAGGAGACAAGCGCUAUAUUUAGAUGCAAAGGACUCUUCUAUGCAUGGCUAGAUGAUGAGGAAGGAGACACAACAAAUACAACGGUGCAGCAGAAGCAAGAUUUUUAUUUGUAG